AUCCAGCUCAUGCCAGCAUGGAAAAUGGGCAUUUAUUGAUGAUGAUGGUGAUAUAUCAUGGUAUUGUCUAUAGGAAGGAUUAGGCCCCUGAUACGUCCUGCAUUAUGACAACGUCGCUUCAUCGUCUGCAUGACUGGCCCAUACGACAUACCUUGCCAACUGACACUACUUGCUGUGUCUGUCCACUAUUUAUUAGUAGUGGACUUGCCCACUUCUAACUUGGGGUUGUUCACCACAACACCUUCCCCCUUUGAGAUUUUUUUUUCUUUCACAACAAAAUUAUUUUUUUCUUCAGAAUGCUGCAGGUAGUACUAGUCUACAUUGUUUACCGGUAGCGCUACUAACACAUAACGACCUGACUUAAAUCCUUCACAUGGACUUAUUAUUUUUUCUUCCACGCAGAAUUAUUUUCUUUUCAGAAUGCCGCAGAUAGUACCAGUCUACAUUGUUUACCAGUAGCACUACUAACACAUAGCAACCUGACAGAAAUCCUACAAACGGGUUUAUAUUAUUUUUCACUGUGUAUAGUCCAGAUCUGUGUAAGAGUUCCAGUUUUAUCAGACAUUUUCUUCUUCAGAAUCAUUUUUCAAAAGAAUUUAUAUAUUUUUCACUGUGUGUAGUUCAGUUUUGUUUUAGUCUUAUCUGCCACUGCAUGUAGUUCGACUCCUCAUCGCCGCUGAUGUGUCCCAUAUUAUGACGAUGUAACUUCGUCAUCUGCAUGACUGGCCAUAUGGCAUACCUUGCUGAUUGACACUACUUGCUGUGUCUGUCUACUAUUUAUUAGUAGUGGACCAGCCCAAGCCUUGAAGUAAGCUUUAUCACAUAUAAAACUGUAGAAAUGACUAUAAAUCUAAAAGUGACCAUCCUUAAAAUGUUCUGCCAGAAACCAUGGUGAUUGAAGUCAAUGUCUUUGAUAUCAUAUUUCUUGUGAAAUUCUCCAAAAGAAUUUUUUUGUUUACUUUUUAAAUACCAUGAACAGGACAGCUUCUCGACCCCUGCCAGCACCAAAUAAGUUCCAGAUACAGUCGAUAGAAAGGAAAUUGGAAUUCCAAAAGAAUUUCAUGAAAGAACAACAAAAGCAGUUAAAAGAACAGAAACGAUUAAUUGAAGAAUUGCAAAGCAAUCAACGUUGUGAACAGUUGAAGAAUGAAAUCUCAAUGAAAAUGAAGAUUAAUCAAGGAGUUAAUAUUAAUCCAUUGUCAUCAAUUAAAUCUGGAGGUGUAAAACAGCAGAUUCUAAACCAAACAUCAAAACAUUCUUCAGCAGAGAGUUGCUCUCCAGAAUCUCAAGUAGAAUCUCAAACAGACUCACGGGCAGAAUCUCAGACAGACUCAUGGAUUGAAUCCCAAAUGGAAUUUUAUGCAGAAUCUCACAUAGAGUCUAAUACAGAAAUUCAGACAGAAUCUGAAAUAGGCUCUCAAACAGACUCUUGGACAGGAUCUCGAAUAGGAUCUCGAACAGGAUCUCGAAUAGGAUCUCAGACAGAAUCUCGAACAGACUCUCGGACAAAAUCUCAAACAAACUCUCAGACAGACUCUCGAACAGGCUCUCGCACUGAGUCAUAUGAUGAGUCUUGUCCUUCAGCUUCUACCAGAACUUCAUCUCAAAACCGAUCUCAAAGACACGAAACAUUCUUGAGUAAUCUGGAGAAUCGUGCCAUUGAGAGAAAGCGCUUAAAGACGGAAAGGGAAGCUCGGAAGAGAAGAGAAAUGGAAGAAAAAUUGAUGAUGCAGAAAAAAUGUAUAGAGGAACGUAUCAAGGCAGAGAAAGAAGAGAGGAAAGCUCGUGUGAAAGCAAUUGAACAGCAGAAACGUUUAGAGGAACAGAGAAAAGCUGAACAAGAACAGAGAAUGAAAGAGUUGGAAGAAUUAAACUCAAAAGCUGAUGAUUUCUAUAGGUUAUAUUUAUUGAAAAUAUAUGGAGUUUUACCUUGGAAGGAGUUUAUUGCCAAGAUACAUAACACUGAAUCUAAAGCUAUUGAAAUGGACAAAUGUAGAAUUCAGAAAAAAAUUUUAAUGGGCUGGCACAACCAUGUCCAAAAAUUAAUCAGUGUGAAAACCAACUCUGCUGACAUCUUCUAUGAAAAAACCUUAGUCAGGCGUCACUUCAUCUGUUGGAAGAAUCAUAAGAAUUACCAACUUGCCUUAGAGAAGAAAGCGAAAAAGUAUUUUGCAAGCAAUCUCUGCCGUACAGUCUUCACUGCUUGGGUGACUUAUGCAAAUGAACAAACUAUUGCAUCAUGGGAACAAGAAGAACUUGCCCAAAAGUUUUAUCUCACACAUCUACUUCAGAAAAUGCUGAAUUCUUGGAAACUUUUACCUGAUAUUCAAAGAAAGGAACAGGAGCGUCAUCAAAGAAAAAAUGAACUACGCCACAAAGUGGCAAUGCUUCUGCCAGACUUCUAUGCUAGUAUUGACAGUCAAGUGGAAUAACAUGGAGAACUAGUUGUGUGUAUGUGACGGGCAGAUGUAAAAAUAUCAUCAUAUCCACUUAAAAAGGUUUUGUCUUGUACGUUUUCCCAGUCACUGAAAAGUUAUGGAAGAAAUCCAGAAGUAUGAAACAGUGGAUCAUAGUUAUUUGCCUCUGAUCAGGGCUUCUCAGGAGACAUGAUGACAAUGACGAUGAUAGUGAUGCUGACAAAACGGCAAUUAUGAUGAUGGUCAUGACUGCAAUGGCAAUAGUGAUGAUGAUGACAAUGUCAAUGAUAAUGAUGACAGUUGUGAUACUGCAGCUGAUGAUAACAAUGAUGAGGAUACAUGUACACGCAUGUGUACACACAUGCACAAAGCCAUUCAGGAAAGCUGAGUUUGCUUCUUUUUUUUUUGUAAUUUCAUUUGAGAGAAAUAGACAUUGGCUGUAAAUUGGAAUAAAUCUGUUCCAUUUCUUUUUCACCAAUUCCAUAGAAUCAUACAGCACUGUUAAAAUAUACAUACAUAUCUUUAUGUAACCAAAAAUAAAAAAAAAUCAACCAACAGAAAUCAUUGUGAAAGUAUCAACUGAAGAAUUUUCAUUCAAUGGUGGUGCCCCAGCAUGACCAGAGGUCACAGGCUGAAGGUGGUAAAAGAGUAAAAUAAUAAUUCCAGCUUACAGUAAGGAUGGAAAAAAAAUAUUUCCUGACAUUCAAGAAAUAUUUACUUUGUAUGUUCUUAAUUUUAAUACUGAAAUAAACGAAGCAUUAAUUUAUUGAAA
This is a messenger RNA of Octopus bimaculoides (California two-spot octopus), 3189 nucleotides long. RefSeq lists its product as uncharacterized. The record is from RefSeq and is a predicted model, not a curated record. Lineage: Eukaryota; Metazoa; Mollusca; Cephalopoda; Octopoda; Octopodidae.